CAAAGCAACGUCUCUUUUUGGCAGUUCAAAAAGCCCUCCAGACGCCCUCUCUCCCAAUCUUACAUCUCUUCUUCAUCUCCCUCACACACAGCACACACUGCCAUGGCCAUGCCCAAUUACAGAACCGAGUACUCAGAGGAAGAUGCCCUCUUCCGUUCCUACCCCUACUCCCUAUACUUCGUCCAGAGCCCAUCCACCGCUUCCCAUGCAAACUACGACGUCCACUCCCCGCCCCGCUCCGACCAAGAACCCACCCGCCUUGCCCUCUCCCGUUACUCCUCCUCUCGCGGCUCCAACAACUCGUUUCUGCAAGAUCAGAGUAAAAAGAAACUGCACCCCUCCGGCGACGAUCACGUCCCUGAAAAUGCCGGACAAGGAGGCGGGACUGUGAAGAGGGGGGUUGAUUUUGUGGUUUCGGCGGCGGAGGAGGAGGAGGAGGAGUAUGAUUAUGGGGAUCAGAGGAACAGAGGAUGGAAUCAGUAUUUGUCGUUCAGGUAUUCGGAUUCGGGUUGGUGGGUUUUGGUGCAGUUAAGCUGGAGAUUCUUGCUGAGUUUGGUGAUUGCUCUGGUUGUUUUCUACGUUGCUGCUAAGCCCCCACCUCCCACCUUCUCUGUUCAGAUUGCAGGAAUCCGACAGUUUAGAUUGGGAGAGGGAGUGGAUGCCUCUGGAGUUGCAACCAAAAUACUAAGCUGCAAUUGUUCCAUACAUGUAAUGAUAGAUAACAACUCCAACCUCUUUGCUCUUCGCAUCCAUCCUCCAAUCAUGGAAAUGCUCUUUGCCCGUCUCCCUCUUGCAAUCUCACAAGGUAGAGAAGUAUACGCCGGGAGCAACGAUUUAACGUUGUUGAGGUUAAGUGUUGGGACAAGAAACAAGGCGAUGUACGGUGCAGGAAGAAACAUGGAGGACAUGCUGGAAUCUGGAGAAGGAUUGAGUCUUGUAAUUAGGGUUAGGUUGAGGUCAAGUUUCCAUGUGAUUUGGGGGAUUGUUAAACCCAAAUAUGAACAUGAAGCCCAAUGUUUGGUGGUCGUAGGUAAUAAGUAUGACAAGGAACAUAGGACCCAAGUAUACAACAGCACUUGUGUAAUUAACUAAACCACACCCACCCCACUACUCAUCCUCUACCUCUUAAAUCUCUUGUACUAAAAUGAAAAAGGAAACAUUGUUGUUAUAAUUAUAUAUAUAGUACGUUGCCUCA
This is a messenger RNA of Sesamum indicum (sesame), 1195 nucleotides long. RefSeq names its product delta-latroinsectotoxin-Lt1a protein. NCBI's taxonomy places the organism in Eukaryota, Viridiplantae, Streptophyta, Magnoliopsida, Lamiales, Pedaliaceae. The record is from RefSeq and is a predicted model, not a curated record.